AUGCUAGAAUAAUCUGGUCAUACGAAAGCCCAUUCGGAGUGUUUUUAGACUGUUUUUGAAUCUGAUAUAGAAAGUGUGCAAAAAAGACCUAAAUCAAGUUCUUAGGAUAACUAUAAAAAAUUAUUUGAGAUAGUUAAAGAUUGCUCUAAUUCUAAAUUACAACAAGCGCAUUCAGAUGAAAUUCCAGAAUUCGAUUCUUUGGAGGAUUCAUGCUAGAUUCGGCCUUCUCUGUGUACAAAUAAAUCAAGCAAACAAAGCUAAGAACGGGAAGAGAAAUUAUUCGAAAAAGAAUUAAUACAGCCUUUGAAUGAAGAGGAUUAUUAAUUAAUAGCAAAGAGUGAAAGGGAACAGUGUAAAUUGCCUUCGAUUGUCAUGAAAAAUGGAGGAUGUUACACUGGAUACUGGUACAAAAAAAAACCUUAGGGCUAGGGAGAAUACAAAUUUGCAGAUUCAAGCAGAUACUAGGGUGAAUGGUCAAAUGGAUAUGCAAGUGGAAAAGGCAAAUUUUUUGAUGCGGAGGGUGGAUAUUAUUGUGGAGAUUUCCAUUUAAAUUACAUGCAAGGGAAGGGAGUGUAUAAUUAUUCAGAUGGAUCCAUCUAUGAUGGACAAUGGUCGAAUGACAAGUACAAUGGAUUUGGUAUUGAAGUAAAAGGUGAUUCUCAUUAUAAAGGUUAAUUUCGUAAUGGUUUAAAACAUGGUCAUGGAAUCUUGAUUUUUGGCAAUAAAGAGAAAUAUGAGGGUGCGUUCAUAAAUGGUUAAUUUGAAGGGAAGGGAACAUUUAUGUGGCCAGAUGGAAGAAGAUAUCAAGGAGAUUGGAAAAAUGGAAUGAUGCAUGGUCAAGGAAUAUUGUCAUGGUCUGACGGUCGAGUUUAUGUUGGCUAAUAUGUAAAGGAUAAGAGAUAAGGUUUCGGAACAUUUCAAUUUGCUGAUGGUCGAAAAUACUCUGGGUAAUGGAUGAACGGUUUGUAACAUGGAACUGGGGAGUUUACGGAGUAACAUAAUUAAAUUACAAAGGGAGUAUGGAGAGAAGGUAAAUUAUUUUCUCUUAUUUGA
Molecule: messenger RNA, 1053 nt
Organism: Paramecium tetraurelia
Lineage: Eukaryota; Ciliophora; Oligohymenophorea; Peniculida; Parameciidae
Exons: 7
Source: RefSeq, a predicted model, not a curated record